UUGCCUAGACUUCUCUACUUGGUUUUUGAGCCUUUAUUUAGUCAUGAAAGACUGACUUUUAGUUCAGGUCAAGAAAGAAGAGGUAAGGGUAAGACAAAAUAGAACAUUUAAGUUACAGAUCAUCUGUCUCAUUAGACCGUAAACAUAUAUCCGCACAAAAGUAUCUAACAGAAAGGAACCGUUCCCUCCUACAGCGCCGUUCAGACGGGACCGUGAACUUCAACCGGAACUGGUCGGACUAUGUGCGCGGUUUCGGCACGAUUAGCGGCGAGCACUGGCUGGGCCUUGACAACCUGUACUACCUCACCCGACAACGCAACUAUCGCCUGCGCAUCGACCUCACUGACUGGACCGGCAGAACUGUCCACGCAGAGUACGACCAGUUCUACAUCGACGGGUCGGAGGAAAACUACCGCCUGCACGUCUCGGGUUACCGCGGCAACGCCAACGACUCCAUGGUGUACCACGACGGGCAGAGGUUCAGCACGCGUGACCGUGACAACGACCGCAGCGGGGGUCACUGCGCAGAGCAGUGCAGUAGUGGUUGGUGGUUCAACAAUUGCCACUUCUCCAACCUGAACGGGGUGUACCACCAGGGGGGGCCGUACAACCACACCUUCCGCACAGGGAUCGAGUGGUACCACUGGAAGGGCAAGAGCUACUCGCUCAAGGGCGUGGAGAUGAAGGUCAGGCCGUCGGACUUUUGAUGAACGACCUUGAAUGACCUUGGGGGUUACUCGUUCUUGUUGUCUUUGUGUCAUUCAUACAUGACCGUAAUCAGAUUCUUCCGUCAAAUGUUGCCUUGCAUAGCUGAAGGUCAAUCAGGCCCUGGGACUUUUGAUGAAUGACCUUGUGGAUUCCAUGUUCUUGUUUCAUACAAAGUUAUGAUAUAACUUAAUAAAAGUUACCUGGAAUUAGCCAGUGUACU
Branchiostoma floridae (Florida lancelet) is the source of this 928-nucleotide messenger RNA. Its product is annotated as fibrinogen-like protein 1. The record is from RefSeq and is a predicted model, not a curated record. The coding region runs from base 456 to 707 and encodes 83 amino acids. NCBI's taxonomy places the organism in Eukaryota, Metazoa, Chordata, Leptocardii, Amphioxiformes, Branchiostomatidae. The transcript is spliced from 3 exons.